CAAGCAUAAAUACUCCUCUGCAUUUAAGGUCCUUUUCAUGGGUAGAUUCUUCUAUCAAGCACACCACAUCUUGGAAAGACAUAUUAAGAUUGGAGAGAAACUAAGCCUGGCUGAUAUACUGGAGAAGGGUUCAAUGAGUACACUCCGUGGGUCCCCGCUCAAAUUCUCUACAAGGAUCAUAGAAGGAGAGGAGGUUACAGUGGUCUCGUAUGAGGAUAUAGAGGCCAGGGUGGUUAGAGGAGAUCUAGAGUGCUCUAAUGGAUAUAUUCAUAUUAUAGACACAGUUGUUAUGAAGAGACGUGAUGUAACCUUGUCAGGCGGAUGGGUCAGCCUACCUUCUCUCCUGGCAAUUAUAUCCGCCCUACUUCUUUCUGCCAUUAUUCAGUAAACAUGAGGCCUGCCUUAUCUGCCAGUAUUAGGAAAACAUCUGCCUUUCCCGAUGUGUGGCAUCUUUUUCUCCGCCAUUCUUGAGAUAACUUCUGCGCUCUUUUGCUGUUCCCUGAGGAUAAAAUCUCAUUUUCUUUAAUUUUAAAGUGCAUAUUUAGUCACGGCGGUGUUAAAAUUGCGGAUUUUUAUAAAGUAAAUUAACCUAAAGCUAGAAAUAUAUUAAAUAUUUUUAUGCUUUUAUUUAUUCUCUAACUGCGCCAAUGCUUCUGCAACUCCUUGAGGAUUCAAUAUCUUAUGAUAAAAUAAUUUUCAUCAUAUAUAUUUUUAUCGUGAUAAAAAUACAACAUUUUGACCAUUUUAUUUUAAUUCAAGUAAGUGAGAAAAUAACGAAGUUUGAUCGUCUUUUUACAUGUUUCCAAAAGAAUAA
Eurytemora carolleeae is the source of this 814-nucleotide messenger RNA. RefSeq names its product fasciclin-1-like. The record is from RefSeq and is a predicted model, not a curated record. The coding region runs from base 38 to 388 and encodes 116 amino acids. The transcript is spliced from 5 exons. Lineage: Eukaryota; Metazoa; Arthropoda; Copepoda; Calanoida; Temoridae.